Molecule: messenger RNA, 333 nt
Organism: Babesia microti strain RI
Lineage: Eukaryota; Apicomplexa; Aconoidasida; Piroplasmida; Babesiidae
Product: prefoldin beta subunit
Exons: 4
Coding region: 1-333 (110 amino acids)
Biological process (GO): chaperone-mediated protein complex assembly; protein folding
Cellular component (GO): prefoldin complex; cytoplasm
Molecular function (GO): protein-folding chaperone binding
Source: RefSeq, a predicted model, not a curated record
AUGGAAGAACUUAACAAGAAAAACAAGGAACGGAUAAAGGCGUACCAACAACUUUACACUCAGGAAAUGGAGAAUGAACAAGUCCUAGAAGAACUGAAACUUUGCGAAGACAAUCAGACAAUAUUCAAGUCUGUGGGACCAAUCAUAAUGAAACAAGAUAAAGCAGAAGCGAUACUCACUGUUGAGAAAAGGUUGGAGUAUAUACGGGCUCAAAAGGAAUUGACAAAAUCUGAAAUUGAUAAGACAAAUUCUAAACUCAAGGAAAUGAUAGAAAGUGGUAUCACUAAGGAAACUAUAACUAUCAAUAAUGGUGGAAAUAAUGAACAAAAAUAA